Temnothorax curvispinosus is the source of this 4319-nucleotide messenger RNA. RefSeq lists its product as uncharacterized. Gene Ontology annotation, biological process: homophilic cell-cell adhesion; dendrite self-avoidance; axon guidance. The transcript is spliced from 17 exons. Gene Ontology annotation, molecular function: cell-cell adhesion mediator activity. The record is from RefSeq and is a predicted model, not a curated record. The coding region runs from base 1187 to 3973 and encodes 928 amino acids. Gene Ontology annotation, cellular component: plasma membrane; axon. NCBI's taxonomy places the organism in Eukaryota, Metazoa, Arthropoda, Insecta, Hymenoptera, Formicidae.
CAAAAUGGCGUUUCAAUUUUCAUGCAUCUUUCUCUCUCACUAUCUCUAUAUAAAAAUGUAUACUCUCCUGAUAACUAUAAUGAUAUCUCAAGUAUUCUUCGAAAGACGCGUGUUGCAAGUUGCAACCACGGUCUAUGCAACUACCCAAACGCUCCUCUUAUCACAUAUAAGUACAUAUUGACUUCAAAUGCUUUAACAUGUAUCUGGAAUUAAUUAUCAACAGCUCCGAAAUGUUAUCGUAUUAUUGCAGACUUUUUCUCAAGGACAAUCAUAUCACGAAUUUGGACUAUGAUGUAUUCAACCCGGAGAAAUAGCUAUUUGGGCUUAUAUAUACGUCCCGAUAUUUAUAAGUUUACAUCACGUGCAAAGUUCUCAAUAUAAUUGGCAAUCGAAUAUCGGAACGUAGCCUUAAUCGCGAAGGCAUUCCUGAACUAUACGCCGAGCGAUAGUUCAAUAAUUGACUGUAAUAGUCUGUGGAAUGAACUAGCUCUACCAUGCUUGAUUAUUGAUCAUUUAUAACAGACAACAGUGGAUGCUUUCCAGCAAGGAAACAUAAAUGGACAUAAAAUAGUAAUAUCAAGCUAGAACACAGCUGUGUAAAACUGUUCGUUAGAACAUCAUUUUAUCAUCAAAAAUGUUGCUAUUACAGCAAUUCUCGUUUCAUAACUGAAAUGUUAACGAUAAGCGAUGUUUUAUCUAUUCUCAGGCUUGUAUAUAAUAUUUUAGAGCACACAUUUUCAAUUUGAUAUCAUAAGAUCUUAAAUUUUAAUUAUUUUAAUUAGCUUAUAGAAGACCGUGAGAAGAACUAUAUAUAAGUCCCUCUCUGCUGAAAGCUGAAACCGCAAUUGACAUUUAACACACGCAGACACGCAUCACACGCUGACACGCAUGCGCGAAGAAUGUGAUGGCACUGAUGGACUGAUGGCACGUCUAAUAACCACUGUUCACUAACGCGUUUCUGAUAAAGGUCACGAUAAAGGUGAUAAAUGAGAGACACAAAAUAUCUAAUCCGCCGUUGCUCUAUUACCACAGAUAAAUGUAUACGUCCAGUGACGGGUCUAUUUUAAAUAAGGAACGAAUCAAAUCUAUAUAUAGGUGAAAUAGUACUUGCUAACCGCAACGCGAUACCGCAUGUAGCAUUUAAAAAAAGUGGCAUUUUUUUAAAUAAAGCAAGGAAGAAUAAAAAAUGCAUGGUAUCAUUCUUCUCCUAUUUAUUCUGAGUAUUCAGCCAGAUGGAGGAUUUUCGGAAAACUGGAUAUCUCCGUGCGAUUAUAAAUUCAAACAGAAAUACCCUAAGGAUAAAAACAUUUCUAACACAACGGUUGGAUUUGUCAAUUCUACGCACAUCAUGUAUUGCCCCCUUGAAGAGGUUAAUAAGUCUGUACACUAUGUUUUAAAGUAUAGUGACGACGAUGAAAGAAUCUGGCCCGAUAUGUUAGAGGUACAGUUUACACCUCCUAAAAGAGAAUGCUUCUACGGAGUAGCCUUAUUAUUUAAUCCUUCGAUCCAAGAUGAAGAUGAGUGUUUCGAUUAUGAGUUUGGUGAUAAGUACGACGACUGGCAAGUACACACCCCAGACAAGACUAUUGAUACGUACGACAACUGGCAAGUACACACCCGAGACAGGAAUACGUGUGUUUUCAAGCACGAUAAUCCAUUUGUAGAAUAUACAACUAGAAAUUACACGACAGGCUUCCUGUAUGAGGAUAAGAUCGGGGUGUUGUUCAACUAUAUAUUUAAAGGAUGCUACGUGGUUCGUUUUAACGUAAAUCAUAAUCCGAGAUAUGUAAUGAGCAAUCCUGCAUUUGCGAACACUACUUAUAAACGAAGGGAAGUGCAGGAACUGGACUUCAUCUGCAGAUAUUAUGCACGUCCUAAUCCUGAGGAAAGCAAAAUGACGAAUUUCACGUUAGAUAUUACGUUACCGGCAGAUACAGGAGUUUCCCUUAAAGUAUUUUUGAUAUCGCAGCGGAAUAAAGAUCGAAGUAAAGGUUGUUUAUGGCAAACAGAACUACCAUUAUUCGUAUGGACAAUUGACCUGAGAGUUGAUAGUGGAUGGAGAAACCUCUCAGAUCAAUAUUGCGAUGUGAAAUUCGUGGAGCCGGGAAAGAGGAGGUAUGAGAAGAGAGUAAAAUGUAAUUUUCUAAUAGAAGCGCCAGCUGCAAAUUCUUGUUUUGCAUACGGUUUGAAUGACGAGCGAUGUGCGAAAAAUACCAUAUGGAAGCCGGAAUCAGGAAGUAAAAGGAAAGCGUGUCUGUGGGUAAAGCACUGCGGACGAACUUACGUACAACACUGGGUAUACGAAUACCUUCAGACACCGAGAACACUGAUACAAUCAGACACGUUACUGAGCGCAAGUUCGUACCUGUUGUUGCCAAUUAUUGCCAUUGUAUUAAUCGUAAUGGCAGUAAUUGGAAUAUUAUGUUUCCGGCGUUAUUUGCGUAUUCGAAGGGAGGAAAUCAAUUUAUACGUAAACUCGCAACACGAUGAUUCCAAUUGUCUAAAAUCAAACGAUCUCGGUAUUAUUGAUGACAGUGAAAAGGAAAUCGGUCACGAUAAUCCUUCGUGCGACAAUAUCGUACUGCUUUACACCAACAGUUCACCAUUUUUCAUGGCAUUGAUGAAAAAUUUUCGUAAAACACUUGCCAAGAUGUGCUCUUGUCCCGUGCAUGACUGGCAUGACGGGGCUAUAUGGAACGAAGUGGCCAAGGUUGGUGCUGUUUCAUGGUUUACCGAGUUGCUUAAUAAUGGAUGCCGCGUCGUUUGGAUGGAUACACCGGCCACGAGAUCCGCCGUUAUAUCAAACUCGAGGGACGACGAGUCGAGCUCGGACAAGCUCAGUAAAUAUUAUGAGAUACACGAUUUCCGCGAUAUGGCAUUUCGCGUGGUGCUCGAGGUGGCAAAAAGCAAAGUAAACGUAAACGACGUCGAGCGGCAGUACCGCAGGCACUUCAUCGUAAGGUUCGAAGGAUUAGAGAGCACGGCAAAUGUGGACGAUCCAUUUUUAGAUCUCUCCCCUCACGCGCGAUAUUACAUGCCGCAGCAUCUCAUGCACUUGUGUUCGGACUUACGACGCGCUUGGACGUCUUUAACAACUGUCUCUUUACUCUCUUUCCAGAUGCGGCUGUGUCUCUCGAGUCUCGCGCACCUCCUGGUGCUCGUCGCCCUGGCCGACGUGGCCCUCGGAAGCUACUUGACGCUCUUCCUGACGAACGCGUCGUCGCGGGCGAACGCCGAUCAAUCCGGCACGGCGAACAGAGUGAAAUACAACGCCAAGCCGGCUGCCUGGAAAAAGAAAAACUUGAGGACAACGUGGACCAAAAUUUUGCAGUAUCCGCCAGAUUCCAUGGAAGUUGCCGUCGGGAGCCGCGUCGAACUGCAUUGCGAGGUAAUUGGAAAUCCGCCGCCCCAGGUCUAUUGGCUAACAGGAAACGAGCCGGAAAGGCAGAGUCAAGAGCUGCUCGCGGGGUCGCUCCGCUCUGAGGAAGCGAGCGGCGUGUCGACACAAUGGGAAGGGCUCAGUCAGGUCUCCUCCACAUACGUGAUCGAUUGCGUCAGAGCUGAGGAUCAGGGUCUAAAAUAUUGUAUGUCUUUGUCGAAAAAUAUAGUCCAAACGGCGGCGACGGCAAUCCUGGUCAAUAGUACCAAAGUUGCCGAGUGCAACAAGGAGAGCCAGCCCACCAUCACCCUGUACCACUCUUGGCGAUUGGCGCUUGAAGGGACUACGGUAAUUCUUCCGUGUAGGGUCGUGGGCCAGCCGACGCCCUAUCUGUUCUGGAUGGACAACUCGGGCAAGACCGUAAGCCUCGCCACGCACGCGAGACACACCGUUCUACCUAGUGGCGACCUGCAGAUAACGGAUAUUAAGUGGGAAGAUAUGGGUGACUUCACUUGCAAGGUGCAGUCGGGAUAUACGGAGAAAAGCGUGACCACGUUUCUGUAUCCCGUAUGUUCCGAGGACACGGAAGAGUGACAAGUUCCGUGUAAAAAGGCUUGAAAAGAUUCCUGCAUUUCCAACGCCUUUUGCUAUAAGAAUGCAUAAGUGACCAAAAAAAACUAUUACACUCAUUAUUUGUCUAUAAAAAUAGAAUGUAAUUUAAUUAGAAAUAUUAUGUAUUAGAGAAAAGUACUUAUUUCUUUUUGUUACAUUUACGAUACCAGUGCUACUUGUCCUCGAAAGCUCGAUAUUUGAGCGACAGAAUCGCUUUUCACGUUGGAUCGACGCACAAAAAAAGAAAGUCUUCUCUUGUACUCGCAUCGAAGAAAGUUUGUAAACGAAUUGAAAACAGUUUUAAUAAAUGCAACCUAUACCACAUCUA